This is a messenger RNA of Penicillium nucicola, 747 nucleotides long. RefSeq lists its product as uncharacterized. The transcript has 5 exons. NCBI's taxonomy places the organism in Eukaryota, Fungi, Ascomycota, Eurotiomycetes, Eurotiales, Aspergillaceae. Gene Ontology annotation, cellular component: nucleus; cytoplasm. The record is from RefSeq and is a predicted model, not a curated record. Bases 1 to 747 code for a protein of 248 amino acids.
AUGCAUUUCCUAUGUCUUCACGGUGCCAUUGGCAACACCGAUAAUAUCACCAUUCAGUUAGCGCCUCUCCAAAAGGAUUUGGGCGAAGACGCAACGUUUCACUAUAUUAAUGGACCCUUGUCCUUUAUCCCUCCACCAGGAUUUGAAGAAUAUUUCGGAGUCGGACCGCAUUACAGGUGGGCUGACGAUGGCCAAGCGCCAGAAGAUUCCUGGAUUAUGCGCAUUCGUGGCAAUGCAGCUCCCAGCGACGAUACAAACAAUGAAGACGCGAUGAGAGGGUUACUCGGAGAGGGAUCCUGCAAAAACCACCCAGAGCUCAUGAAAUACAUCUAUGACGCGCUAGAGAGGAACCCCGAAAUCGGCGGUAUCAUCGCAUACAGCGAGGGUGCCAUGGCUGCUUCCACUUUUAUUCUGGAUGAAGCACGUCGAGAGCAAGAGGAAGGGCGAGAGCGCCGGAUCAAAUGCGCUAUGUUCGUCGGCGGCUGGCCUGCCAUGAAGCCCAAUGCUGGGUUCAUCCUCGCGGACGACGGAGGCGACGAAAUGAUCGACAUCCCUACCCUCCAUGUUGUGGGUGCAAAUGAUCCCUUCCGAUACGGCUCCGAAGCCCUUUACGAUAUCUGUGAUCCUGACACUGCGGAGUAUUUUGAUAUGGGUAAAGGACAUGUCAUUCCACGUUCUGGGCUAGUGAUCGGAGAAUUGAGCAAUGCUCUCCGGGAAUUGGUCAAGAAGACAGAACCUGAAGAGUAA